AUGGCGGCGAAGCGAUCGCGGGCCGCAAUGGAGGAGCAGGAGAAGGCGUCGACGCGGAGCGACGACCGCGAGCAGGCGGUGAACCGCUGGGUGCUGCAGUUCUACUUCCACCAGGCCGUGGCGGCCUACCGCGCCGGGCGGAACCGCGACUUCCGGCAGCUCCGCGAUGUGAUGCAGGCGCUGCUCGUGCGGCCCUUGGAGCGGGAGCCGGCGGUGGCCCAGAUGCUGCGCGUCAUGCAAUUCCUGUCGCGGAUCGAGGAAGGCGAGAACCUAGAUUGCACCUUUGAUAAAGAGACAGAGCUCACUCCUCUUGAGUCAGCAAUUGGAAUCUUGCAGCUUAUUGCAAAAGAAUUCAGUGUGCCUGAAAAGAAGAUAGAAUUCAUCCACAAAGUACUGAAGGAAGCUGCUGUUAUUGUCUGCAUAAAAAACAAAGAGUUCAGUAAAGCUUUGGCAGUUUUGAAGAGACAUAUGGAGAAGGAUACUGGAAACCAGAAGAAGAGGACUGAGUUGCAGACUAUCAUCCGGGAGAAGAAUCGUGCUCAUCCAAUAAUCAGAGACUUCUCAUACGUGAACUUCCAGCAGUAUAUGUUUCAGUUCCUGAAGGCCUACGUGGAUACCUCAGAGCCGCUGCUGGUAACGAUGAUGAAGAGUCUGAAUUCAGAACGUGCUGAAGAGGCAAAGCGCUCAUCAGUGAUUCCUGAGUCUCCAAGUAGGACAGAGGACCAGGAAGAAGCUUAUGAGCCCUUAAGGAGGGUAAAGCACUCAGUGGGAACUCUGAGGCGUGCAGAAACUGCAAGAGAUGUGAGAGCUCCAAGCCACCCUGAAAUGGCGAAGGACCCGACUGGAGCUCCAGAGCAUGUAGAAACAGGGAAAGAUGUGAGAGCUCCCUGCCAUGCUGAAAGUACAGAGGAUUCACUAGGAGCUCCACGAUGUGCAGAAACUGCAGGAGAUGUAGUGGGAGCUCCAAGUCCCCCUGAAAUGACAGAGGACCCGCGAGGAGCUCCAAAGCGUGCAGAAACAGCCAGAGAUGUGGUGAGAGCACCCAGCCCUGCAGAGAGUACAAAGGACCCAGCGGGUGCUGCAGAGCAUGCGGACACAGCGAGAGAUGGGAGAGCUCCCAGCCCUGCUGAAACUGCAAAGAACCCGUCAGGAGCUCCAGAGUGUGCGGACACAGUGAGAGCACCCAGCCCUGCUGAAAGGAGAAAGGACUCUGUAAAAGCUCCACAGCACCCAGAAACAGCCAGAGAUGUGGUGAGAGCACCCAGCCCUGCUGAAAGGGCAGAGGACGCAGCAGGAGCUUCCGAGCCUGUGAAAAGUGCCAGUUACCCAGCGGUUCCUCAGCCUCAAAUAGCAGCUGUUAAGAGCUCGAGAGCUUUUUCAGUGCCUAUGGAAGUAUCUGAACAACCAGCAGCUGCAGCUCCAGUGCAUGCAGGAGUGUCCUCCAGGGAUUUGGAAAGGAGGCCCUUUAGAACUGUAACCACCUACGGGAUUUCUGUUCUGAGAGAAGCUUUCAAGAUGCUGACCAGCUCCCCGGAUUCAGAUGCACUCUUCAACAAACUGGAUGAAACAGACUUACCUUCCCCCCAGCAAAUGUCUCCUUCUGUAUCCCACAGAACCAAGAGACGGAAAGAAGAGAAGAAUCAAGGUUCUGAGACCAUAGACUCUCCUGAAAUACCCCAUAAGAGCAAACGCUUGUUUACCAUAAGCAAAAUGGUCAUGGACCAAAGCAGCCAGUGCAGCAAGUCAAGUGAAAGCCCAGACUCUUCCCAGGAACGAGUUGUAUCUUCUGCCUAUAGACCUGUUCAAGAGUUGUCUGACCAGCCUGUAUCUGCUGAAAGGUCCUCUAGACCAAGGUGGAACAGUUCAUAUUGUGAAGAAAGAAAAGACAGCUGGAGUGAUGAAGAUGAGCUCUUUGCAGAUGCAGCAUUAACUGAGACGAGCAGCAACAACUCUACAGUCUAUGGUUCCAAGAAACAGAAAUGGACAGUGCAGGAAAGCGAGUGGAUCAAAGACGGCGUGAGGAAGUAUGGAGAAGGGAGGUGGAAAACCAUCUCUGAGAAAUACCCCUUCCAGAACCGCACCUCGGUGCAGAUCAAGGAUCGCUACCGGACCAUGAAGAAGCUGGGCAUCGCCUAAAGCUGGGCCCAUCCUUAGUGUCAGUGUUCUUGUUCUUUAAGGUUGACCAUAGCAAUACUAGC
Centrocercus urophasianus (Greater sage-grouse) is the source of this 2198-nucleotide messenger RNA. It is a transcript of the gene TERF2, whose product is annotated as telomeric repeat binding factor 2. The coding region runs from base 1 to 2136 and encodes 711 amino acids. Gene Ontology annotation, molecular function: G-rich strand telomeric DNA binding; double-stranded telomeric DNA binding; protein homodimerization activity. The record is from RefSeq and is a predicted model, not a curated record. Gene Ontology annotation, cellular component: shelterin complex; nucleus; chromosome, telomeric region. NCBI's taxonomy places the organism in Eukaryota, Metazoa, Chordata, Aves, Galliformes, Phasianidae. The transcript has 10 exons. Gene Ontology annotation, biological process: negative regulation of telomeric D-loop disassembly; protection from non-homologous end joining at telomere; telomeric D-loop disassembly.